Molecule: messenger RNA, 1970 nt
Organism: Penaeus monodon (black tiger shrimp)
Lineage: Eukaryota; Metazoa; Arthropoda; Malacostraca; Decapoda; Penaeidae
Gene: mib1
Product: E3 ubiquitin-protein ligase mib1-like
Exons: 12
Coding region: 108-1955 (615 amino acids)
Biological process (GO): protein ubiquitination
Cellular component (GO): cytoplasm
Molecular function (GO): protein binding; zinc ion binding; ubiquitin-protein transferase activity
Source: RefSeq, a predicted model, not a curated record
UCCAUCUCGAAUGCAGUCGGACGUAAACAUCGGAGUCUGCGACCAGGAUUUUGGGCGAUUCUCGACCAUUUUAUCUUUUCAAAUUUCUUCCCGGUGUUCCCUGGGCCAUGGAGGCUGCAGGAACGAGCACAGGGAGGAACACUAGAUAUAUGAUGGAGGGUGUUGGUGCGAGAGUCAUUCGAGGUCCUGACUGGAAAUGGGGAAAACAGGAUGGUGGGGAAGGCCAUGUAGGCACUGUAAGAAAUUUUGAAUCGCCAGAAGAAGUUGUUGUUGUUUGGGAUAAUGGAACAGCGGCAAACUACAGAUGUGCUGGUGCUUAUGACCUUCGUGUACUCGACUCAGCUCCAACUGGAGUUAAACAUGAAGGAACUAUGUGUGAUACAUGUCGACAGCAACCAAUAUUUGGUAUAAGAUGGAAAUGUGCAGAGUGUAGCAAUUAUGACCUAUGUUCUGUUUGUUACCACAGUGACAAGCAUAGCCCAAGACACCGAUUUUAUCGUAUUACUACAAUUGGCUGUGAAAGAGUAUUAUUAGAGCCAAGACGGAAAAGCAAAAAGAUAGGAAUACGAGGAAUCUUCCCUGGUGCAAGAGUAGUGCGAGGAGUGGAUUGGCAGUGGGAAGACCAGGAUGGAGGGAAUGGACGACGAGGAAAGGUUUCUGAGAUUCAGGACUGGUCGGCGGCGUCCCCUAGAUCAGCUGCUUAUGUCAUAUGGGAUAAUGGGGCUAAGAAUCUGUAUCGUGUUGGCUUUGAGGGAAUGGCGGACCUUAAGGUAGUCAAUGAUGCCAAAGGCGGAACUGUUUACCGUGAUCAUCUCCCACUACUUGGUGAGCAAAACCCCGGCCGCUCGGGACCCCACGGGCUGGCCAUCGGAGACCAAGUAAGUGUGAAUGUUGACUUGGAGCUAGAGAUAGUGCAGUCCCUUCAACAUGGUCAUGGUGGCUGGACAGACGGAAUGUUUGAGUGCUUGGGCACCACCGGUACUGUUGUGGGCAUCGACGAAGACCAUGAUAUUGUUGUUGCAUAUCCAUCAGGAAAUAGGUGGACCUUCAAUCCUGCUGUGCUGACUAAGGUCGGUGGAGGAGUUCUGGUAAGCAAUGAGAGCAACACCAGCCAGCAAUUUAGUGUUGGUGAUUUGGUACAAAUAUGUGCUGAUCUCGAACGCAUCAAGAUCCUUCAACGUGGCCAUGGAGAGUGGGCAGAGGCUAUGGUACCAACUCUUGGAAAAAUAGGUCGUGUUCAACAAAUUUAUCAUGAUAAUGACUUAAAAGUAGAAGUUUGUGGUACUUCCUGGACAUAUAAUCCUGCUGCUGUGACUAAGGUUGCUUCUGAUGGAGCUGUACCAGGAGCUGCAAGUGGUGAGAGAUUAAGUGCCCUUCUAAAGAAGAUAUUUGAGGCUCACGUUUCUGGGGACUUGAAUGAAGAGUUAGUUAAAGCAGCAGCUACCGGUGAUGCACAAAAGGUUGAUGAAAUACUCAAGAAAGGUGAUGUAGAUGUCAAUGGAGUGUUUGCUGGUCACACAGCGCUUCAGGCAGCAAGUCAGAAUGGGCACAGAGAGGUCAUUCACAUUCUUUUGAGACACAGUGCACAAGUUGAGAAAGAGGACAAAGACGGGGACCGUGCUAUCCACCACGCAGCAUAUGGAGAUGAACCAGGCGUAGUUCAGAUCCUGGCCAAUUCCGCUGCAGAUCUUAAUGCCCGAAGCAAACGCCGGCAGACGCCCCUUCACGUGGCAGUAAACAAAGGCCAUGUAGGAGUCGUAAAGAUGCUCCUCGAGCUUGGCGGUCACCCAAGCCUUCAGGACCACGAAGGCGAUACUCCGCUUCAUGAUGCAAUCUCCAAAAAGCGUGAUGAUAUUCUAACUCUCCUUUUGGAUCACAUGGCUGACAUCACUCUGACGAACAACAACGGUUUCAACGCCCUUCACCACGCAGCUCUUCGCGGAAACCCAAGGUAAGGAAAUGAUUGAAGG